Papaver somniferum (opium poppy) is the source of this 858-nucleotide messenger RNA. Its product is annotated as zinc finger CCCH domain-containing protein 13-like. The record is from RefSeq and is a predicted model, not a curated record. The coding region runs from base 1 to 858 and encodes 285 amino acids. The transcript has 2 exons. NCBI's taxonomy places the organism in Eukaryota, Viridiplantae, Streptophyta, Magnoliopsida, Ranunculales, Papaveraceae.
AUGGCGUUCGAGGGUGUUCUUACUGAUGGUGCAUCAGAAAUGUUGAAAAAGUUGAUUACUGCAGUUGGCAGUGAGAUUAGUCUGGUUUGGGGUGUCAAGGAUGAGCUGAAAAUGCCUAAACAAACAUUGGAGGUCAUUGCGGGUGUAACAUCCGACGCAGAGAGGAAGCAGCUGAAUGAUGCUGCGGUUUCACUUUGGUUAAAGAGACUCAAGGAUGUUUCUUAUGAUGCUGAUGAUGUUCUGGAUGAAAUUUCUUAUGAGGCUAUGCGUCGAUCUAUUAAGAACAGUGUAGGAGUAAAAUAUCGCACACAGAAUCUUAGACUACAAGAACAAAGGUCAAGGAUUGCUACACGUUCAAGGUCAAGAUCAAGUAGAAGUUCUUCCAGACAAAGUCAAUCCAAUCAAGGAAAUGAUAGGCGAAGGAAACACAUGGAAGUCAUUGAAGAAAACUCACAAAAAAAUGAAAAUUUAGAAGAACAAAGAGAAAGGAGACGUAUAGUUGACUUAGCAACUAAUCAGUAUGCACAUCCAAGGGAACUUCUUCGUCGCGCACAUACUAAUCUUCAAAGGGAAGAAGAAGAUCCAAGGAAAGGAUCGAUGAUAUUACACGACAGAGAAAUAUUAAGAGACGAAUAUGAGCGCGAACGAGAGACUGCACGUGCAAGAGAUAGACAGAGAAGGGAAGAAUUAGAAGAGAAAGAAUUACAAAACAGAUUGCGUCAUAUUGAUUUUGAUAAUCGAGUUAGGAAACGCGAGCGUCAUCGCAUAGAUGAUACAGAACAAGGUCGAGUUACACCACAAGAAAUAGAAAUAUCAAGACAUCGAUAUGAUCGCACAGGAAAACGAAGAAACACAUGA